Molecule: messenger RNA, 851 nt
Organism: Drosophila suzukii
Lineage: Eukaryota; Metazoa; Arthropoda; Insecta; Diptera; Drosophilidae
Source: RefSeq, a predicted model, not a curated record
CCACAGAAGGAGGACAAAGUCUCGCUUCUUUCGCUCUGCAAUUUGCCCAUCAACCUCAAACGCUCGCCAAAUGGCUUUCAAGCUGAUUGCUCUGGUCUCCUGCUGCCUGGCAGCCGUAUCCGCGGGACUCAUCCAGGUGGAGCAGCACGAACAGCAGCCCCAGCUGUACCAGGCCCAUCAGGCCCACCAGCCGCAGCAUGUGAUCUACCAGAAGCAGCACGAGAUCCAUCCCCACGGCCACGAGGUUUACCCCGACGACCCCCAUCCCAAGUACAACUUCGCCUACGAUGUGCAGGAUGCCCUCUCCGGGGACUCGAAGAGCCAGGUGGAGUCCAGGGACGGGGAUGUGGUGCAGGGCGAGUACUCCCUGGACGACGCCGAUGGCUUCCGCCGCACGGUGAAGUACACCGCUGACUCCGUCAACGGAUUCAAUGCUGUGGUGCACCGCGAACCCCUGGCCCAUGUGCACAAGGUGGUUGCUGCUGCUCCCGUCCAAUAUCACCACGCCCCUGCCGCCCCCGCUGCCGUGAUCAAGAGCUAUUCCGCCCCUCCCCCAGCCUAUGUAGCCCCCACUUACGCCGCCCCCACCUACGCCGCCCCUGCUUACACCGCCCCCGCCUACUCCGCCCACCAGGCUGAGCAGCCCCAGGAGCAGGAUCACCAGCAGCACCACUACGCCAGCUACGAGUCCCCCGCCCACUCCCAGGCCGCCCACGAAGGUCAUGAGUACUACCACCACCAGUAAGGGGCUUCCAACCACAGAUCACCCGACAGGCAAAAGUAUUAUCCCGCACCCAUCCCAUUAGGAGAACUCAUUUAGCUCAUUAACCUAGUUGUGUUGCUUAGUUUGU